AUGUCCCAAGACCCUUACGAGACGCACGACGGCGGAUCCGACAUCGUGGGCUUCACUACCGCAGCCGCAGGAGCCAACUCAGCCUUUUCGAAUCCAAUGGGCGCAGUCCUGAAUGCUCAAGCAACAUAUCACACUCAUCAAUGCAUCAAGCUCCGCUUGAAGGGGAUUGAAGGGGCCCUGCAAGACGAGGCCACAGGGGAUCAGCGCCGGCGCGAAUGGUCGUCGCCCCAGAUGAGGGCUUCGGGCCAACCCCAGAGAAUGGAUUUAUUCAACUAG
This is a messenger RNA of Aspergillus homomorphus CBS 101889, 276 nucleotides long. RefSeq lists its product as uncharacterized. Lineage: Eukaryota; Fungi; Ascomycota; Eurotiomycetes; Eurotiales; Aspergillaceae. Bases 1 to 276 code for a protein of 91 amino acids. The transcript is spliced from 3 exons. The record is from RefSeq and is a predicted model, not a curated record.